AUGCCAGCUCCCGUGCCCAAACCGCGCACCCUCUAUGACAAGAUCUGGGACGAUCACGUCGUCGACCAGCAAGAAGACGGCCUCGCACUCCUUUACAUCGACAGGCAUCUGGUCCAUGAAGUGACCAGCCCACAGGCCUUCGAGGGCUUGCGCGCCGCCGGUCGCCCAGUUCGUCGCACGGACUGCACUCUCGCAACUGUCGACCACAAUAUUCCCACCGUUAUCCGCAAGAACUUCUCCUCAGUCAGCACUUUCAUCGAAGAGCCCGAUUCGCGAGCGCAAUGUGUCGCUCUGGAGGAGAACGUGAAGGAGUUUGGCGUUACCUACUUUGGCAUGUCCGACCGCCGCCAGGGCAUCGUGCACAUUAUUGGGCCCGAACAGGGCUUCACCCUGCCUGGUAUCACCUGUGUCUGCGGUGACUCACAUACAUCCACCCAUGGCGCCUUUGGCUCUCUUGCAUUCGGUAUCGGCACAUCCGAGGUCGAGCACGUCCUCGCGACGCAGACCCUUCUCCAAAAGAAGGCGAAGAACAUGCGUAUCACCGUCGAAGGCACUCUUCCCGAAGGCGUGACUUCCAAGGACGUGAUCCUGCACAUCAUUGGCGUUAUCGGUACGGCCGGCGGUACGGGCGCAGUCAUCGAGUACGCGGGCUCGGUGUUCCGCGGAUUCAGUAUGGAGGCGCGUAUGAGCGUCUGCAAUAUGAGUAUCGAGGCUGGUGCUCGUGCCGGUAUGGUUGCGCCGGACGAGGUCACGUUUGAGUACCUCAAGAACCGCCCUCUGGCACCUAAGGGCGAGGCAUGGGACCGUGCGGUUUCGUACUGGAAGUCGCUCAAGACUGACGAGGGCGCCAAGUUUGACAUCGAGGUCAACAUCCGCGCCGAGGACAUCAUCCCGACCGUGACCUGGGGUACUUCUCCCCAGGACGUCGCACCCAUUACCGGUGUUGUGCCCAACCCAGCGGAGUUCGAGGACCCAGUCAAGCGCUCUUCCAUCGAGCGCUCGCUCAAGUACAUGGGCCUCACUCCCGGAACCAAGCUCGAGGACGUUACAAUCGACAAGGUCUUUAUCGGCUCGUGCACAAAUAGUCGUAUUGAGGACUUGCGUUCUGCCGCCAGGAUUGUUCUCGCCGCUGGCCCUGACGCCAAGGUUGCACCGAACGUAUACGCCAUGAUCGUCCCCGGAUCCGGUGUCAUCAAGCAACACGCCGAGGCCGAGGGUCUGGACGUCGUCUUCAAGCGGGCCGGCUUCGACUGGCGCGAGGCGGGUUGCUCGAUGUGCUUGGGCAUGAACCCUGACCAGCUUUCGCCCGGCGAACGCUGCGCCAGCACGAGCAAUCGUAACUUCGAGGGCCGCCAGGGCUCCGGUGGACGCACACAUCUCGUCAGCCCCGCCAUGGCUGCCGCUGCCGCCAUUACCGGCAAGCUCACGGACGUCCGGAAGUACCUGGGUGUUGACACGACCAAGGUUCCCAGCCUGAAGGUGCUCAAGGAGGCCGAGUUCCUCACCGACCCCGUCGAGGCCUCUCCGGAUCCUAUCGCAGUCGCAGCGGAGGACGUCAAGAACCUCCCGGAUGCCGAGACCCCUGCACCGACGGAGAAGUUCAUCGUCGUCAAGGGUAUCGCCGCGCCUCUGAACAUCGAGAAUGUCGACACGGACAUGAUCAUCCCCAAACAGUUCUUGAAGACGCUUAAGCGCACCGGUCUCGCCAACGCUCUGUUCUACACGCUCCGCAAGGACCCGCAUACGGGCGAGGCGACCGACUUCAUCCUCAACCGCGCGCCCUAUGAUAAGGCGAAGAUCCUCGUGGUCACCGGCAAGAACUUCGGCUGUGGUAGCUCGCGCGAGCACGCACCGUGGAGUUUGAAGGACUUCGGUAUCCGCACGAUCAUCGCGCCCAGCUUCGCCGACAUCUUCCGCAACAACUCGAUGCAGAACGGCAUGCUCCCCGUCGCUCUGUCCGAGGAAGAAUGCCGCGCCUUGGCCGAGGACGCCGCAGCCGGUCUCGAGCUCGAAGUCGACCUGGAGAAGGAAGAAGUCCGCAGGCCGAACGGCAAGCCGCCCAUUCCUUUCAAGAUCGACGCCUUCCGCCGCCACUGCCUGCUCAACGGUCUCGAUGAUAUCGCGCUGACGCUGCAGAAGGAGAGCUUGAUCUCGGAGUUCGAGGCCCGUCGGAGUGAGCGCUGGAGCUGGUUAGAUGGGUUUGGGUAUAAGGGCAAGAAGAUCCCGGUGUCGCCCAAAAAGACGGGGAAGAAGAUGGAGUGGUAG
Molecule: messenger RNA, 2265 nt
Organism: Peniophora sp. CBMAI 1063
Lineage: Eukaryota; Fungi; Basidiomycota; Agaricomycetes; Russulales; Peniophoraceae
Source: the annotation of a GenBank genome assembly